AUGUUAUCCAUGCAUACAUUCUUUCCCCCGGAUUUGAAUGAGAUUGAGAGGGAGAGUCGUGACCGAUCGGAUAUACCUGUAUUAGGAAUUCGGGGUUCCGUAAUCCGAGCCAGCACAUCCAGCGCCAGCACUGGUGUUAGCACUGAUGAUGCCUCGGUUGAUUCAGACUGGAAUGGCGAAAAAUCACCGUCAUUCGAUCGAGAGCAGGAGCAGCUGAAGGGAUAUUCACAUUUCGAUCCGGCACAAUUGGAACAUAUUAUGGAGAUACCCAAGGUGGAAGAAAUGGAAGAACUCGACGAUGACUUGUUGAGUAUCAAACAGGCAGAUGUGGAGUCGGGCGCUCCCGUGCCUGUUCCACGGAAACGUGGUCGCCCACGCAAACAUCCGCUGCCGGUUCCGGGAGGUCAGGCCAAGAUCACCAAAGGUCGCUCCAAGACUGGUUGUAUUACCUGUCGAAGGAGAAAGAAGAAGUGUGAUGAGACAAAGCCUGCUUGUCAAAACUGUCAGAAGAAUGCGGUCGUUUGCGAAGGCUACCCACUCAAGGAGAUUUGGAAGAGUGGGAGACAGAGACUCGCUGAUGUAGCUCGAUCCCAGUCUCUGACAGCCGUACCGCGCAGUUUACCCCUCCUCAUCGACGGCAUCGAAACGGAUGUCGACCGUCGCUUCUUGGAUCAUUUUGUCUACGGGUUCAGUCGAGUACUGACACUGAUAAACGAUGAUUCAAAUCCUUUCAAGGAGAUUCUGCUCCCGAUGGCGACACAGCAUAGGGGGCUGAUGCAUUCGCUGAUGUGCUUGUCCGGAUCGCAUCUCUCGGGUCUGGAUCCUGAACCAAAUCUGAAGGAGCGAAAGUACUUUCAUUUCCACCAUGCUAUCCAAGAUUUGAAAGAUAAUAUCAAUGCGUCAUCAUCAGCUAAGAGCCCCGACGAUGAUGAACGGCUACUAGUCGAGGACCCGAUCAUCGCAUCCACCAUCGCCCUCAGCUUGAACACCAUCUGCGAAGGUGAAACAAAUGGCGAAUACCGACCGCACAUGGAUGCUGCCCGGUACCUGCUCUUGUCACAACAGCCACGGAACGAAAAAUUCCGCCAGUUCAUCGUCGAGUUCUUCCAGUACCACGAUGUCUCAAACUCCCUUACUUCGCUUGACCGCCGUCCCAACCUCUUGCACAACGACCUGCACAUGCCCAACUUUGUACCCGGUGUCUCAGCUGGGAUGUUCCUCGGUGUAUUCGACGGGCUCUUCAACUACAUCUCGCAGAUAACCCAGCUCCGCGAUCGUAUCCGCGAACGCUUCAACGAGGGCUAUGAGCCAGCAGUGGACUACCAAACCCUGAGCGAGGCGGUUUCUAUUGAUAUGGCUAUCCGUACUUGGGAGACCUCGCAUGAGCCCAAUACCCCAAACUGGUGUCUGGCCCAGCUAUACCGCCAGUCAACCUGGGUGUACCUGUAUCGGACGAUCCGGCCCUCGCGACCGAGCGAGAAAAUCGCCCAGGUCGUCAAUGACGGACUUGACUACCUAGAUCAGCUGCCACAGGAUGCAUCCGCUUUCAGUAUUGUGCUGAUGCCGCUGUUCCUGCUUGGCUGUUCUGCGUUCUUGCCUGAGCAGCGUGAGCGCAUUACGCAGGGCUUCGAGAAUCUGAAGUCAUACUCUAACCUUCGAAACAUCGAGCCUGCUUUCAAGGUUGUUUCGCAGGUUUGGGAGAUUAUGGAUACGCAGAUGCAAGAUAGUUGGGACUGGGAAAAGAUCAUCCAUGAUAUGAAUAUGGAUUUCUUGAUCACUUGA
Molecule: messenger RNA, 1782 nt
Organism: Penicillium coprophilum
Lineage: Eukaryota; Fungi; Ascomycota; Eurotiomycetes; Eurotiales; Aspergillaceae
Product: Zn(II)2Cys6 transcription factor
Exons: 3
Coding region: 1-1782 (593 amino acids)
Biological process (GO): positive regulation of transcription by RNA polymerase II
Cellular component (GO): nucleus
Molecular function (GO): DNA-binding transcription factor activity, RNA polymerase II-specific; zinc ion binding; transcription cis-regulatory region binding
Source: RefSeq, a predicted model, not a curated record